ACUAUGCUUUAAAUCAUUAAAAUCAUUGAAGCAGAUAAACAUAAUUUCAGAACUUUUGAUAAAUUAAAAAACCAAAUUUUUGAUUUACUAAUAAAGUUAACGAAGAGAAGUUCAAGCUAAAACCUGAAUCAUCAAACCAAAGAAAUGUUUUACCCGCCUAUCUUGUUAAUGCAAUUUAUUUUUGUAUAUAUCGCUGUUAUAACACCAGAAAGUUUUGACAGCAAUGAUACCACUACAGAGUUUUCUUCAGGUAUUGAGAAUGACUCGUCUGAUGAUAAAAUGGAAUCUAAUGGGCCUUUGCAUAUAACAAAAAGUUUAUUUCCUAAAACAGGUGUUGAAUCAGGAGAUGAAUAUGACAAAUGGCAAAAAAGAACUGAGUAUUUUGUUACUGCUCUAAAAACAAUUUUAAAAAUUAGCGAAAAUUUACCUGUAGUAGGAACCUUUUUAAACAUAUUCAAUAACUUGGUUGAUGCAAUACCAGGAAAGAGUGUUUGGGGUCAAAUUAGUUCAGAAGUGAAAUCAGCAAUAGAAAAAAAAAUCACACAAAACAACCAUUAUAAUUUGGUUUCGCAUAUAGCUUUUCUGAAAACUAUUACUAGAAGAAAACAUCAAAUAACAGUUGAUAAUUUUAAUCAGAUGAUUAAUAUAAAAGGCCAUUUUUUUCCUCAAACAUAUUGGAACUUAUUUAAAUUUGUUCCAGAAAAAUUUGGCUCAGCUAUAGUAGGUUAUAUUACUUAUUUAAACACAGUUUUUUUGGAGCUGAUAAAAAAUAGCGAAAAACAUCAAGUAGUAAAAACACAAGAUGAUUAUAAUAAACAAUUGCAUACAUUGAGAUCAGAGGUAAUCAUGGCUGCAAAAGCAUUGCAUCGAAAACGCUACGAAAAUUUAGAAGGAAUUGAUCAAUCAAGUAGAUGGAAGGCUCGUUCCAAUAAGGCAACAUUAACCUACAGAGAUCCUUUUGAAAAUAAAGUUUACGAAGAACUUUUAUCCAAUGUCAAAAAUAAUAUAUUUAACGUCAUAAUGAAGAGCACGAAUCGCAUUCUAAUGGAUGUUAUGGUCGAGAAAGUCAAUUUAUUCUUUGAACCUGAUCUUUGUGAAAGCAACUGUCCUCCAAAAAUAACCGAACAAGAUAUAAGCUUUGAGUACGAAGAAAGUUGCUAUGGGACAACUCUUGAACGUAAUUCUCGAUCGUGUGCUUUACCAUGCGAUUACUAUAAUCGCAUGUUUAGUUGGAUUAACGAUAACGAUUGGUGCCCUCUUAGGAAUGGUGUUCAAUUAAAUAAUAUAUUUUUUGGUAAAUACGAAGAUUGCGUAAAAAAUAAUUGGGAAAGUGAAUCUAAUAAUUGUAUGCGUCUAACUCGAGUAAAUGACGUUCCAGAAAGAAAAAAGUUAGACAAACUGUAUCGAAAGCUAAAAAUGAAAAACAAAAGUUAAUGAAAUCUCUUGCAUCAUUAAACUUUCAAGAAAAUAUUUUUAUUAGAUUAGUGAUAACAAAACGAAGUUUCUGGAAUUAGAGCAUCGAACAUUUAUUUAUUAUAUUAUUUGGUUUAUGCAAUUAAAAAAAUAAAAGUCAAAUUAAUAUACAUA
Molecule: messenger RNA, 1587 nt
Organism: Hydra vulgaris (swiftwater hydra)
Lineage: Eukaryota; Metazoa; Cnidaria; Hydrozoa; Anthoathecata; Hydridae
Source: RefSeq, a predicted model, not a curated record